Molecule: messenger RNA, 561 nt
Organism: Enterobius vermicularis (human pinworm)
Lineage: Eukaryota; Metazoa; Nematoda; Chromadorea; Rhabditida; Oxyuridae
Source: the annotation of a GenBank genome assembly
AUGUACAACAACCAUCCAAAACGAUCACAGAAAAUAGAUCUACAAGCACAGAACCUGGAAGAAGUAAGCGCUACUAAUGUAAAAUGUUUCAGAGAAAUACCCGAAUUCGUAAUAGUUGCACAGAAUGCAAAAGAUGGAAGGCAUCUGAAGACUCACUGUGUCACCGUAUUCGUAUUACUGCGAAAUGGGACAUUUCUUGACAUUCAUCUUCUACAGAAUAAGACAGUAUGUGAGCGGAAGCGAGAACUUCCAGUACCUUAUGUAAGGUAUGAAGACUGGCCAGAAUACCGGGUAUUCGAGGACCCGCUGAACAAAAACGUCGUACUCUCUUUAAACACGUUAGGAGUCAAAGUUUCUUGGGAUGGCAUUUCAUUCGUUGAGAUUGUUCUGUCCAAGAAGCACCAAUCUAAUGUCUGCGGUCUUUGUGGUAAUUUCAACGGCAAUGCAGAAGAUGACCUCCUACCUAAACACGGUUCCACAACAACAUCGGUAAUAAAAUUUGCCAAAUCCUGGCGAUACGGGAACCAAUGCUACGCAAGCUUAGAAUCGAACAAGUGCUAG